GAUGGCUUGUGCGUUCAGAGCUUGAGGUACAUGCUGCGGCGCGUUCACUCCCUAAGAUACGGCGCGUCAGACGUCUUGUUGCAGUAUGACUUGCUGUAGUAUGCAGCUUGUGAUACCCCCCAGAACAAUUAAUUGAGUUGGUGUGUCGGUUCACUUCCAUCUGUACUAUCACAAACGUCAGCCGGAAUCCGCCCUGAUUCUGCUCUCUUUCUUUUUAUUGUAAUUCAAAUUCCAAUCGCUACAACAAGUACUUACAAUCAUCGCAAUCAAUUGGAUAGCUUGCGUCUAGCUCAAACCAGCCCGAGAAGCUGCGUCAACUCAACAUGUCGUCAAAUCCGCCGCCGCCCACCUCUAAGCAAGUCCAGAGUGCGCCUGCGGAUGCGCCUGCGGAUGCGCCUGCGACGGAGUCGACAACAGCCCGCCGUGAGAGCAUAUCGCAACGCUCAGAAAACUCCCAGACUGCUGCCGACUUUAUUAGGGAUCAGAUGCAGCUAGAAGCUGAUGCGCGUGAAGCUCUGCCUUACAGCAUCGAGAAUUGCACCAAGCCCCUCGGCUCCUUGAGACAGAAUGUUUUCGCCUGUCUGACCUGCAACCCUCCCCCCCAUUCUCCUGCUGGUGUUUGCUAUUCCUGCUCGGUCCAGUGCCACGGCGAACACGAACUCGUCGAGAUAUUCCAGAAGCGCAACUUCACCUGCGAUUGCGGCACUACGCGAUUCACCUCAGAUCAGCCAUGCACCUUGCGUAUCAACUCGGAGACGAACACAAAGGGCGGUGUCCACUCGGAACCCGCAGAUCCCAACAACAAGUACAACCACAACUUUCGCAACCGCUUCUGCUCUUGCGCUAUCGACUACAAUCCCCAUGAGCAAAAAGGCACCAUGUUCCAGUGCCUGGGUCUCGGUACCCAUGAGGACGGCGGGUGCGGCGAGGACUGGUACCACCCCGGGUGUCUCAUGGGCUUGGGCCCCAAGUGGUACGAAUCGUCCAAGGGCAACAGCAAGAGUAACCGCAACGGUGACGGUUCGCUACCAACUAUAACUGAGGACGGCCUGCCACCAGACAAUGCUGCUGUUGCUGACGGAGAGGAUGAGGAGGAGGAGGAUGACGCGCCACUACCCGACGGUUUCCCAAGCGAAGACGACUUCGACCACUUUAUUUGCUACAAGUGCGUCGAUGCCAACCCCUGGAUCAAGAGAUACGCAGGUGUCCCAGGAUUUCUGCCUGCCGUAUUUUUUAACAAGGGAGAUGGCGCCUCGUCCCCCAAAAAGCGACAACGAGAUGACGAAGAUAAUGUUGGAGAUGAAGCCAACGAAGCCAAGCGCCUCAAGAGCGAGCAAACAGAGCAGGGUCCUCUGGUUUCAUCAACACCACAGGACAACACUCCGGGUGCCGAGGUUGCAGGGAAUUUAAAGGAGGAAUCGAAGAUAGAAACAGAGGAGGAAUUGACGAGGGAAAUUGCUUGCAAGCUCGACUCACUUCCUUCUGCCUCCCCAGGCCAAUUCUCCCUCUUUGUAAGGGACAAUUUCCGUGACCAAUUUUGUCGCUGUUCCAAAUGUUUCCCCAAACUAUUGCCCCACCCACAGCUCCUUGAGGAAGAGGAGGCCUAUGAACCGCCGCUCACCGACGAGGCGUCUGAGCACGCAUCGACACAUGCAAGUGGCUCCAUUUACGAACGAGGCGAGUCUGCACUACGCAACGUAGAUCGUGUUCGUGCCAUCGAGGGUGUAAUGGCCUACAAUCACAUGAAGGAAAAGCUCAAACCUUUCUUUGAGCAGUUUGCAGGCAGUGGCAAGGCCAUUUCUGCAGAGGAUGUCAAGGAAUACUUUGCCAAACUGAGAGGUGAUCAAGAGGCCAUUCAAGAAGCUGGCGAGGCUGCCAAGGCCGACAAUCGCCAUGAGCAGAGCGGUUACUAGGAAUCACAUGGCGAGAUCAUGCUGACCUUGGCAUAAAUCAAGGGACAGUUAAUGAG
Truncatella angustata is the source of this 1969-nucleotide messenger RNA. RefSeq names its product putative zinc finger in N-recognin-domain-containing protein. Bases 324 to 1913 code for a protein of 529 amino acids. The transcript is spliced from 2 exons. Gene Ontology annotation, molecular function: ubiquitin protein ligase activity; zinc ion binding. Gene Ontology annotation, cellular component: cytoplasm. Lineage: Eukaryota; Fungi; Ascomycota; Sordariomycetes; Amphisphaeriales; Sporocadaceae. The record is from RefSeq and is a predicted model, not a curated record.